This is a messenger RNA of Rhizoctonia solani, 1962 nucleotides long. Its product is annotated as ER membrane protein SH3. Lineage: Eukaryota; Fungi; Basidiomycota; Agaricomycetes; Cantharellales; Ceratobasidiaceae. Gene Ontology annotation, biological process: macroautophagy. The transcript is spliced from 12 exons. Gene Ontology annotation, cellular component: endoplasmic reticulum. Bases 1 to 1962 code for a protein of 653 amino acids. The record is from RefSeq and is a predicted model, not a curated record.
AUGGGCGUCCGAGCAGCUUUGGCAGUCUGUGGCACUUCGUUUCUUCUUGGGACUCUGAGCACUCAUUGGAUCGCUGAUUGGGGAACCUUAUGGCAGCCUCCGCUUACUGAUGCCCACUUGCGUACUUCAGCAGCAUACUAUCAUAUUCUUGCAUCUAUGGAGGGCGUCUUGACCCUCGUUCCUGUAGCUGUAGCUGGAUUAGGCGGGCUUGCACUGCUAUGGAGUUUCCGGGAUGGGCGGGCGGGGAAUUUAAUGUUUGACGGAGCCAGCAUAUUUCUGUUUGGCUCAAAUCGAGCUAAAAUCACGCACAGGCCUUACCCAUCUAUCCGACCACUUCCAUCCACGGUGUCAAGUAUUCCAAAAUCAACGAAAGAAGCAACGCUCAAUCUAGCAUCCUAUCACCUCGUGUGCAGCGUUGCUCUCACCGGAGUGUUAAUUCUUCAAGCAGCCCGAUACUGGGCUGAAUCUCCCGAUGGUGACGAGGGGAGCUGGGGUACCGAUGAUACCGCACCGGAGAGAAAGAUCCGACCUUCACGAAGGCACAGCGCGGGAGAAGAGCAAUCUACUCCUUCUCAGGUCCGAGAUUCGGUGUCCUCACGGCGAAGAGAUGGGAGCUUGCGCCGAAAGGGUCCGAAUCUGCACACGUUGACCGUCCCUGGCCGAACACGCGCCAAACGAGUGGCGACAGUUACACACACACAGCCUUCCACCUUCGUCGACACGAUGUCCUCUCGCUCGGGCUCCACCCCUGCCCCGAGCAUCAGAUCGACACCAGCCUCGCGUCGUCCGAUAGCUGCCAAUAUUUCUGGCCACGGACGUGUACAGACGCCGAGAGCUACUCCUCCGGUGGAAAGCACUCCCGGAAGCGUGACUCCCGAGUUACGGCCCCUGCCUCAUACUCAGAUUCAUCAUCAACGUUCUCCAUAUUCGCCUCAUGAGGCCUCUGCCGCCACGUAUCCUAGGUUUUUACCCGUUUGGGAGACUGCUAGGCUGCAGAUUGGGUUUUUCGCAAGAGGAUUGCUGGACGCGAAUAGGUGGGACCGCGUGAUAAAGAUAGUGCUCGAAGACGCCGAGGUUCGCUCGAAUGUCUUCAAGUCUCUGCUCUUGAACUCACUCUCAUUAGCGUCUAUUUAUACACUGGACCUGAUAUUCGUGCCCCUCUUGGCUGGGAAGCAAGACAAAUGGUUGCACAGGAACUUUGGCUCGUUGUAUACGGUAUUCUGGCUACUCCCUGUCAUCGGAGUCUCACUUUAUCUUAAUAGUACUUUUUCUAGCGGUAUUGCCAAACGGAUUUUCCAACUACAGCAUGGGAGAAGUGUUGCACCAGCACCAACAGGCUUUAGUGGGAUGCUCAACACAAUUGCUACUUCGGCCUAUCGUGUUAUCCUCAUAUUUUCAUAUGUCUAUCGUUGGCACUCUCAUACGUUCCUAUCAUUGGCUCGACUGCCGCUUUAUAUUCUUGGCAGGUUUUAUUGCUUCGAACCCGUGUGGAUUGCGAGCGGUAUGAGGCUAUCUGAACGGGUAAGAUAUGAAGAAGAGCGCUGGGCUUAUUUCUUAGCUUUUGGUCUGCCAUCGACUGCGCUCUGCAUGAGUGGUUCCAGUCUUGCCAACGCCGCAGUAUUUGCGCUUAUAUAUCCAGCGUAUAUCAUCAUGGCGACAUCACGGUCUACCAAACCUCAGCCAGAUAACCCAUACCAACCCAUCCCACCCUCGGAAUACGAUCCAAACCCGGCACCUAUCUUCCCAUCCCCCUUUGUACCAAUCCGAAUUCCCUUUUUUGCACCCGUGAUAUGGCUCAACGACCAAGUGGCCAAACUGCUCGACUUGAGCACUGGUGGAGGAAGGGGUAGAAGGGCAUCAAGUACAGGCCCAAGUAUCCAGAUGGAAGGUGUUGAAGAGGGAGUUGGAAGGGCUACAAGGGCGGGGUUUAGACUUCGCAAGGAGGCUCGGAAACUUGACUAG